Messenger RNA from Strongylus vulgaris, 675 nucleotides. The record is from the annotation of a GenBank genome assembly. NCBI's taxonomy places the organism in Eukaryota, Metazoa, Nematoda, Chromadorea, Rhabditida, Strongylidae.
AUGUACGGAGUGUUUGACGAGACGGGCCUCCUCCAAUAUGGUCAGGUCUUCAUCCAGUACUCUGUGUCGCUCAAAAAACCAAACGGAAAAUUGAAGAUUCAUACUGGUCCCGUGAUGAUUACAAAAAAUCCAUGUCAUGUCGCUGGAGAUGUGAGAAUGUUCACAGCCGUCUACCAGCCGGCGCUAGCGCAUCUCUUUGAUGUAGUUGUAUUUCCUCGACAUGGACCCCGUCCCCAUCCAGACGAGAUGGCUGGCAGCGAUUUGGAUGGCGACGAGUAUUCAGUGAUAUUUGAUCCAGAUAUCCACUUUGAUCACAAUGAGGAGGCAAUGACAUUUCCCAAGAGCACUCCCGACGACUUCGAAUCUACAGACGAUAUGGUUGAUUUCUUCCUUAAGUACCUUAGACAAGAUUCAAUCGGCAGAAUGAGCAACGCUCACUUGAUUCUGGCAGAUCGAAAAGGCUUGUUUGAUGAGGUUUGCAACGGAAUCGCGAGGAAAUGCGCAAUCGCCGUUGAUUUUCCAAAAAGUGGAGAACCCGCUGAACCUUUAACCGUUCAUGAGCAGAGUGAUACUGUACCAGAUUAUAUGUUUUCGGUAGUAAAGCCAAUGUAUCGAAGCCCACGCCUAAAUGGUCAAAUCUACAGGUGGAAGCCUGUUGUGCUUUCCAAUCCAUGA